This is a messenger RNA of Cucurbita maxima (winter squash), 2748 nucleotides long. RefSeq names its product type IV inositol polyphosphate 5-phosphatase 6-like. The coding region runs from base 588 to 2084 and encodes 498 amino acids. Gene Ontology annotation, biological process: phosphatidylinositol dephosphorylation. Lineage: Eukaryota; Viridiplantae; Streptophyta; Magnoliopsida; Cucurbitales; Cucurbitaceae. The record is from RefSeq and is a predicted model, not a curated record. Gene Ontology annotation, molecular function: phosphatidylinositol-4,5-bisphosphate 5-phosphatase activity; phosphatidylinositol-3,4,5-trisphosphate 5-phosphatase activity; inositol-polyphosphate 5-phosphatase activity. The transcript is spliced from 7 exons.
UAUUUAUUAGGGUUUAGGGUCACAAAACAAAUAUAAAUUUUGACGUUAUUAAAAGGAAAAUUAAUCCACAAGACAGACGUGACUCCCACUACCUAACAGCUCUCUACCUAUCCUAUGUAAUAUAUAUUUAAUCAAAAUCCUUUCUCCUAAUAUCAUAUCAUAUCAUAACACAUUGUGAGGCUUAUAUCUCUCUAAAGUUCCUUUCACUACUCGCUGUCUUUCCUUCAACCAACACCCAUCAAAUUAUACACACUAUUUCUCUCUCUCCGAACCACCUUUGACUUCUACCCUCCCUCUAGAAGUUGCCGCCUGCAGUUUCUUUGUUGAACCCCAAUUGGGUUCCAUUUCAAAUCCCCUUUCUCUCUCUCUACUGCAUAGAAUUGGGCGGUAAGCACGAAGGUUUGUGAGGAAUUAUUUGCUCCUCAUUGAAUUGUAGAAGAGGGUGGUCAAAGUCAGAGAAAAGGGAAGAAAUUAUUGCCACCAUAAAGCUUUUGGGAAUUAAUAAGCUAUAUGGAGAACAAUAUUAUGAGUGGAAUGAUCAGCUCAUAUGAACUUGAACAGUACCAGAGAUUUUCUUCUUCAAAGUAAUGGAAGGGGAGAGCCAUAAGUCCAAAUCCAGUAGGUUCCGCAAGUACUGGUUCACUGCUGGAAAGCAUAAGAGACCUGACCCAUGUUGCCCCAGCAAUGAAAUUUCUGAUGGAGAUGACUACGAAAGUGAAAACUUUCUGGAGAAGGUCCUUUCUCGGUCGGUGGAUAUGGCUCCGUACAAAUUAGCCAAUGAAUUAAGAAUCUUUGUGGGUACUUGGAAUGUCGCCGGAAGAUCGCCGAUCGGAAGCUUGGCCGUCGAUUUAGACGAUUGGCUCAAUCUCAAAGAUGCUGCAGAUUUAUACGUUCUUGGAUUUCAAGAGAUUGUACCGUUACAAACAAGGACAGUAGUCGGAGCGGAGGACACAACCAAAGCAACAAACUGGAACUUACUGAUCGGAAAAAUUCUAAACGACAAAUACGGAUGCCCAUGGCUAACGCCAAUGAUGACGAACACAGCCACCGGCGACGAGGAUUACAAAAGAAACAAAGACUCCAAAAGGCCGAGGAGUUUCGCAGGCGGCGAUCACACUCCGAUCAAAUUCCCGGGGAGAAUACCGGCGAACAGGGUCAUGGGCGGGAGCAGAUACGUGUUGUUGGCAAGCAAGAAGAUGGUGGGAGUGUUUAUAAGCGUAUGGAUAAAGAGAGAUUUGGUGAGGAAAUAUUACAUAUCCAAUGUGAAAGUUUGUUCAGUGGCCUGUGGAAUAAUGGGUUACUUGGGGAAUAAAGGGUCGGUUUCGGUGAGUAUGUCGAUUGAAGGGACAAGUUUUUGCUUUGUGGCUGCCCAUUUGGCUUCCGGGGAGAAAAAGGGGGACGAGCGGCGGAGGAACCGCCAGGUGUCUGAGAUAUUCCGGCGAACUUUUUUCGCCAGAACGCCUAAAGAUGAUUGCUAUCCAAAUCCACGUCCUCCACCUCUCACCAUCUUAGGACAUGAUCAAAUAUUUUGGUUUGGGGAUCUGAACUAUAGGCUGUAUUUAGAGGACAGUUUUGCGAGGCAAUUGAUAAAGGAACAAGAGUGGGAAGCAUUGCAAGAGUUUGAUCAGCUACGGAAAGAGCAAGAAGCUGGUGGGGUAUUUCAGGGAUGGAGAGAAGGGAACAUACAGUUUGCUCCUACCUACAAGUAUUCUUCAUCAAAUUGCAAUCGCUAUUCAGGUGGUCCUCUGAGAAGAACAGGAGAGAAGCAAAGAACUCCAGCAUGGUGUGACAGAAUUCUAUGGUAUGGAAAAGGAGUGAGGCAACUCUCCUAUUUCAGAAGUGAGAGUAAGUUUUCUGAUCACCGGCCAGUCUCUGCCCAAUUUUUAGCACAGAUUGAGCUGCUGGAAUCUACAAACCCAAGGGUUAUUGCCCUCAGCAAAUUUCUUCCCUCCAUACCGCCUCCCAAACAGAUGGUCAAGGGCGAAACUAAUGAAGAAGCAAAAUCUACCUUGGCAGCAUUGAUGGUAAAGGAUAGGGAAGAAUCGUCACCAUGGGUGCGAAAUUCAUAUAGAACAAACAUAUAGAACAAUUACAAGGGAAAGAAAGAUACUGGGAGCUCAGCUCUUAUGACCAAGCUGGGUAUGUAGGGAGAUGAAGAAGUAACUUGAAUUAUCUUGGUCUCCUUCAAGUUCACUUCAAUUUUUUUAAAAGAAAAAUUCUACACCGUCUAUCUGGGUUUAAUUGAAUUUGUGAAUAUAUGUAGACAAAAUAGACAACAAAAGAAAGUUACGCAAAAUGUUUUGACAUACUUAGAAAUUAGAAUGGUGAGCAUCCUACUAUAUUUGCUCUGAAAUUUACCUGCUGAUUUUGCAUAUCUAAAAUUCUACGGUACGGAACAUUUUAUGUUUCUUGGAAAAUUUCAAUGGGCCUCAUUUACCUGAGGAAUGUUGUCCAAGGCCUCCGUAUUGUCUUGGAAACAUUGAGGGCAGAUACAACUUUUCAGCAAUUCCUCGCUGAGACGACCAUAUGACACUUCCAGUCCAGAAGUCUGCUUAUUGAUGGUCAAAGAAACAUAAUCACCCGGAAGUGUCCAAAGUUGGUAAAAGAUUAUUAACAGAUAUAAUAAGAUUUAAAUACAUUCUAUAUUUCUCAGCAAUUGACUUUGACUACAUAGCAUUGCUUUUGUUGAAUCAGAAAAAGGAAAUUUAAUGAUAUAAUGAUAAAGUACAAUAACAGCAAAUCUUUUGU